CUCCGAGUAUACGCGGAGGAAAUUACGCAAAGGUAUAAAAAGACCAAGCAUGGGUUCUGAGCUCUUCAGUCUUUGUUGAACCAAGAAACCAUGUGGACCAAGGGAGUAUCCUUAUUGUUGAUGACUUUGCUCGGAGUGGAGAGCAGACCACAAAACACCAGGGACAUCCUCCUUACACCCUUUAACCUCGUCAGGAACACAGGGUCCUCCGUCCUCUCUACGACAGGAAACUUUGUCAACGCUGUCCCAACCUCGAUCAACACUCUCUCUAAUUCUGCGGUCAGAGGAGUUAACUCCGUUCCAACAGCAAUCAACAACGUUGGAGCCUUUGGGUUCAACAGUGUCCAAGCAGCUCCUGCCAAUACUAUUAGAUUUGCCAACACUAUUGCUGAUGCAGGUGUCAGAACUGUUGUCGCUGCUCCACAGACAGCCUUUACAGCCUUCAGACAAGCUCCUUCUACUGCACUUCGGCUCUCAACCGGAGCAUUGAGCUCUGGAACCAAUGCUGUCAUCUCUGCCCCUGGAACAUUUACCAACCUUGCCUCAAAUACAUUUCAAACAGGCAAUACUUUAGCUGGAGCUGUUCCUGCUGGUCUUUCUAAUGUUGCUUCAACUGGAACAAGAUUUGUCUCCCAGGUUCCCAACAAUGUUGUUGGAUUCACUGGACAAGCUAUUGGAGCUGGGGCUACUGGAGCAAACACUAUUGUUGGAGAUGGUAUGAACCUUCUGAUCGCUGUACCAACUAUGGCAGCUCAGCUAGCAGGAACCACCUUCCGAACAGGGGAAGCUGUUUUCAAUGGCGGUGCUAAUCUAUUUUUCUCUACUGGAAUGACUGGACUCAAUGCAAUCAAUGGCGGCGCACGUGCUGUAAUGCAAACAGCUGGUUCCGGUGUACAGUUAGCAAACCAAGCUAUGCAGCGUGUCACAGGGUUUUUCUAAACUUCCACAAUGCGCCUCCGACAUUCUGUGAAUCCCAUAAGAUAAUAUUUAUUGUUAUUUAAAUUGUUUGUCUUGGAAAAGAUAAUUAUUGUUUUUAUAACAUUACAAACCUCACAAUACUUUUAUUUAUUCAAUAAAAUUCAGUUUACUGUUUUUUAACAAUAGGCUCUAUACAGA
This is a messenger RNA of Eurytemora carolleeae, 1116 nucleotides long. RefSeq lists its product as uncharacterized. Bases 91 to 939 code for a protein of 282 amino acids. The record is from RefSeq and is a predicted model, not a curated record. The transcript is spliced from 2 exons. Lineage: Eukaryota; Metazoa; Arthropoda; Copepoda; Calanoida; Temoridae.